UUCAAUGAUGGGGCAGAUGAGUGCCGUUAUCCCCUCUUGUUCAAGAGUCAUUGACAGCUCAAUGACUCGGACCUGAAGGAGUUAAGGAAGCGGGAGACCUUGUGUUAAAUAGCGGCUGAUGUCAACGGCAAGAGGUGGAGCCUAAUGCUGGAUCUCACUGUCUGACCCAUUUAGAGGCUCAGAAAGGGGAAAUCAGCUGGGCAGAGACAGUGGAGAGGACUAUCAUUAGUCAGCCUUUGGUCAAACCGGUGCUUGUGUGCCCAGUGGCUCUGAGGACUGGUUUUGUUUUCAGUCGAUCCUCUGGGAGCUGAGCCGCUGUGAGAGAGAGAGAUGAAGGGGCUGACUGUGGCGUCCAGGGGGGCAAUUAAAGUCGGGGCACUGGAGAAGCGGAGCGAGAGCCUGCUGCAGCUCUGGAAGAAGAAGCAAUGCACGCUGACCCGGGACAGCCUGCUCCUGACCGACGGCGGCGGCCGGGGCUGCCGCUGCAAGGAGCUGAGCUUCGACACCAUCCGCAAGCUGGAGUGCGUGGAGAGGAAGGGCACGCGUGUCUACUUCACCAUCGUGACCACCGACUGGCGGGAGAUCGACUUCCGAUGCGAGGAUGCCAGCUCCUGGAACGCCGCCAUCACCCUCGCCCUGGUGGCCUUCAAGAACGAGCGGGCGGUGAGGGAGUUCCACGCGAGGAAGCCCGUCAAGAGGUGGCGGGGGUGGGCUGCGUGAGCCUCACGCAAUCACAGAGAGAGCACAGGAGCCGCGCAUGUGCUGGACUUUGCGAGGCAGCCUCUCGAUAUGUUGUGGCGAUAUGCCACCCGAACCACUGAUAUCCAAAAUGCACUCAGUUAAUUCUGGCUUCUCGGCCGACCUUGAAUUUAAUCACUUGACUCUCGGUCAUCAUAUCCUAAGCUCUGGAAUUCUAUCCCUAAUCCUCCCGGUGUCUCCAUUAAAGCACGGCCUCUUCUAAUGUCACGUAGAUCAGAGUCAGACCAGUGUUUGAUUUCACACCCCCGGACCUUUUUUAUGAAUUGGCAGAGGCUGGGCCGUGUUUGUACGCGGUACAGAUAAGCUGUUAACGACGUGGGGGCACAGCUGGUGGAGAGGCUGCCUUGUAGCUUCUUACAACCUGCGUUCGAUCCUGACAUCCGGUCCAGUUUUUGCAGGGUUAGCAAAUUCUCCGUGACACCAGAGGUUUUCUCCAGUUACUCAUCUUCCUCUGAAGCCUAUCGCUGAGUGUAUUUGGGGAAUGGGAUUAUUCUGGGUGCUGGCAUAGACCCAGUGGGUUGUUGCUUUCCUAUCCUUGGGUAGAUGGAGCUUGUUUUCCCUCUCCAAAUGGCCUCAUUCUCCUCCUAUAUCUUAUGGACUUGUGGCCUUAUGAGUUACAAUUCCUCUGGGAGUUAGAAGCUCGCAGGUUCAAACCCUGACCAGAGUCAGCCAUAGGUGGCACGCUGGUGCAACUAGAAGAAUUCCCACCUCACAGUAUCAGGUUCAAUCCUCACCUUGGGUACUCUCUGCCUGAGUUCAAACGUUUCAUUUCAAGGAUUUGUCUGUCGAUAAUUUCCCAACAAUUUUGGUUCUGGUGAGUGCCGUGUUCUUGGGAGGAAAUGCUGACCUAUUAGUUGUGGAUCAAACAAAAGAGAUUGAAUUUCUCAGUCAGCUUGUUAGACUUUCACCCCCUUGUACCCUCAGACCAUUAAUUGUACCCACUAACACAAGAGAUCCUGCAGGUGCUGAAAACCUUGAGGAACACAAACUGCUGGAUGGAGCUCCAUCGAAGAGAGGGAAAACUCUGAUUUCAAACCUCUGCUGCCUUGCGGCCAUACCCACUCGUGGGAAAGGCUUCGGGAGUAAACCCUGAGGACAAAUCCGGAGCUGGAGUCCCUAAGGCAGUCCGAUGUUGCCUUCAACCUCAUUCUGGCAACUCCUGCGAUGACACCGGUGCCAAGCUGUGUCGGCCCUUGCCCUUCCCUCGGACAACAUCGGAGGCGUGGAGAGGGGAGACUUGCUGCUUGGGCAACUGCCGGUCUUCCACACAACCCUGCCCAGGCCUGCAUCUUGGAAAAGACUUUCCAGGCGCAGAUCCAUGGUCUCGCGAGACUAAUGGAUGCCGUACAUCGUACACUCAAGCUGUAGGGGACCUGAGAGGGACAGAGGGACUUGAUCAAAAAUGGCAUGGUAGUUUAAGUCCAGGCGACCUGGGUUCAAUUCCUACUGUUGCAUGUAUGGAGUUUGUACAUUCUCCCUGUGACUGUGUGGGUUUUCACCGGUUUCCUCUCAUAGUCCAAAGAUGUACCGGUAGGUGGGUUAAUUAGCCCCCAUUCCCAUUCCGACAUGUCAGGCCAUGGCCGCCUCUUGCCAUAAUGGGGCCACUCUUGUGAGUAACACCUCGUAUUCCGUCUGCGUAGCCUCCAACCUGAUAGGCAUAAACAUUGAUUUCUCCUUCCGGUAAUUUUUCCCCUCCCCCCUUCCCUCUUCUUCUGUUCCUCACUCUGGCCUCUUGCCUCUUCUCACCUGCCUAUCACCUCCCUCUGGUGCCUUGCCCUCUUCCCUUUCUCCCAUGGUCACUCUCCUCUCCUAUCAGACUCCUCCUUCUUCAACCCUUUACCUUUUCCACCCACCUGUCUUCACCUGCCACCUUCUAGCUCGUCCUCCUACUCACCUUUUCACUCUGGCGUCUUCCCCCGUUCCUGGCCAGUCCCAGCCUGAAAAGUUGACUGUUUAUUCCCCUCCAUAGAUGCUGCCUGACCUGCUGAGUUCCUCCAGCAUUCUGUGUGUGUGUUGCUCAAGACUUUCAAGGUUGUUGCUGAGACUGAUAGAGAUGUACAAACUCAUUAGGGGCACAUCCAGAGAUGACGAAUGCAGUCAGCCUUUCUCCCAGGGUCAGCAAAUGAAAAACAGGAGAAUAUGGGUUAAAGUGAGAGGGGAAAAGUUUAGCAGCAACCUCCUCACACAGAGUGUGGCAUGGAUAUGGAAUGAGUUGCUAGAGGACCUGACCUACAGGGAGUUCAGUAGGUUAGGGCUUUACUCCCUGGUUCCAAGUUCAAAGUAAAAUUUAUUUUCAGAGUACCUGCUUGUGACCUCGUAGAACCCUGAGGUUCAUUUUCCCUGCAGGCAAACUCGGUGACUAGUAACUGUAAACAGGAUCAAUGAAAGAGCAAGAGCAUAGAACACACCAACACUGCAAAUGCAGAGUUAAAUAGUAGUAAAGAUUAUAAAUAUGUUAAAUAGUAAUAAAUAACAGGAUAAAGAGCCCUUAAAGUGAGCUCAUUGGUUGUGGGAACAUCUCAAUAGAUGAGUGUAAUUGUCCUCUUCUGUUCAUGGUACCUGGUGGCGAAUCCUGAGGCUCUUGUACCUUCUACCUGAUGGCAGCUGCGAGAAAGAGCAUGUCCUGGGUGGUGAGGAUCUUUGAUAAUGGAUGCUUCUUUCUUGUGACUGAGUUUCAUGUAGAUGUACUCCCGUGACGUACUGGGCUGAAUCCACUACCCUGUGAAGUAUUUUCUGAUCAAAGAUAUUGGUAUUUCCAUGCCAGGCCGUAAUGCAGCCGCUCAAUACACUUCCCACCACACAUCUAUAGAAGUUUGUCAAGGUUUUUGAUGAUGGUGCUAAAUCUCCAGAGACUCCUAAGGAAGUGUUGGCGCGUGGCCAAGUGGUUAAGGCACUGGUCUAGUGAUUUGAAGGUCGCUAGUUCGAGCCUUGGCUGAGGCUGCGUGUGUGUCCUUGAACAAGGCACUUAACCACACAUUGCCCUGCGACGACACAAGUGCCAAGCUGUAUGGGUCCUAAUGCCCUUCCCUUGGACAACUUCGGUGGUGGCGUGGAGAGGGGAGACUUGCAGCUUGGGCAACUGCCGGUCUUCCAUAUAUAAAAAAAAACUUUGCCCAGGCUUGCGCCCUGGAAACUUUCCAAGGUGCAAAUCCGUGGUCUAUCGAGACUAAUGGAGGCCUAAGGAAGCAGAGAGGGUAUCAUGCUUUCUUUGCUAUUACACUUGUAUGCAGGAGAAUGACAGGAAGUUCAUUGAAAGUUGCCGUAAAGAAAGCUUUUGGCACAUUGGCCUUCACAAAUCAAGGUAUUGAAUACAGAAGAUGGGAUGUUCUGUUGAUGUUGUAAAAGUCAUUGGUGAGGCCUAAUUUGGGGUUUUGUGGGCAGUUUUGCUCAUCAACCUACAGGAAAGAUGUAAAUAAGGUUGAAAGAGAACAGAGAAAAUUUACAGGGAUGUUGUAGGUCUGGAGGAUCUGAAUUAAUAAGGAAAGAUGGAGUAGGUAGGAGUUUAUUCUUGGAACGUAGAAGAUUUGAUAGAGGUAUACAAAAUUAUGAGGGUAAAUGCGAGCGUGUUUUUUCCACUGAGGUUGGUUGGGACUACAUCUAGAAGUCUUGGGUUAAGGGUGAAAGGUGAGGAGUUUGGGGGGAACAUGGGGGAGAGCUUCACUCAGAGAGUCAGGAGAAUGUGGAACGAGCUGCCAGCAUAAGUGGGGCAUGCGAACAAUUUCAUUGUUUAAGAGAGGAUAGGUACAUGGAUUGUAGGGGUAUGGAGGGCUAUGAUUCCGCUGCAGAUCGAUGGGAGUAGGCAAUUUAAAUAGCUUAGCUUGGACUAAAUGGGCUGCAGGGAUUUACUUCUCAAUGACUCUGGGAAGCAGUUGAGGCGGGUACAAUAACUGUUAAAGGAUAGUUGGACAGCUACGUGGAUAGGAAAGAUUUAGAAGGAACUGGGGUAAGUAGUUCUAGCUUGGAUGUCCUUCUCAGCUGGUAUGCACCAGCUGGUCCAAAGGGUCUGCUUUUCUUUAAACAAAAUCACAGAAGUUUAUUCACACAAAAAAUGCUCAAAAUACAAACAUCAAAUAUUUACAUGACUGAAUAAAUUCAAAUUAAAAUAUAAUUAUUACUGCCUAUAAACCGGCCAGUUCACUGGGGAGGGGCCCACUGCUCCUGGAAAUCCUCCAGGAAAAACCCAUCAUGUCCGCACACCGUCUCGCUGAGGACGGCCGGGAAUGCAUCCUCGGAAAAGGGGCUGGCAGUCGGCACUAGCACAGAACCCUCGGCUGUCCCGCCACCUGGACCCACGAGUGGCCAUCUCGGCCAGACCCAGGAGCAAGCCCAGCAGUAAAUCCUCCGCGGGUCUCGCCCCUUUCGUUCUGGGUCCCCGUUUGUAAAGAGCGAAGGGCUGAAAUGUAACCCAAAGCUGAGGAGCAGCCCUUCAGAUAUUCAAACAGAGGCUGCCCCCCCAUCACAUUCCACACAUAAGCAUAGUACACUGACGCCAGCCCCCAAAGAGCUUGUUUCUGUGCUGCGUGUGCCUAUGACUGAAUGAAUCUCUGUCACUGUCGUUGCUUAGAAAUUAACUAUUAUCUGUCCACCAUCUCUUUCUCCAGACUGCAAGCUAAACUGAUUCUCAAAGCAACGUCAGUGUCGGGACCAAUCGUGAAGUUUUGGCUCCAUAUUUCAAAGCUGCAGGGUCCCAGAGUCUCAGAAUUUUCACAGCUCGGACCCCCGUCUCCCUCAACCUGACUUCCAGCCCAGCAUCCAGUUUGACAGCGAACUGGGGCCUCUGACCAGAAUGGAAUGAAUUGGGAAUAGUAAUCGAUCCCUGCUGGCAGUCCCUGUUCGGAUCACCAGAGGGAAGAAAGCGAGUUGCCCCCAAUUCCUUUUAUUGGACAGGUGAAACGCCCUCAUGUCCAUUGGAACAGCAGGAUUGGGGAAAUCCAACUCCGAAUCAGUCCAGAGAUACCAUGGGAUUUCCUGGAAUUAAAUCCGGGAAACGGGGGAAAAAAAAUUGUUUUGUUUUCUUUGGACACUUUUUGUUGUGCAAGUAUCGUAAGUGGGAUGAUUGGAGGACAGUCGAGAGUCGACCAGUCAUUUUUGCUUUGGCAUUCCAGUUGGCCCAGCGGAGGUGGGACGUUGCCAAGAUGGAUGUGCUGGGUGGGCUCUUGGUGACAAGGCAAUGUGGUGAAAACUCCAGGGGUAUUCCAGAAUAAAGGCGACUGAGGAUCAGCAUACCCAGAAGAUCUUGGGGACGUAAUCUCAGUCGCAAGGCCCGGGAUAGCCUGUGCAGAGCAAACCUUUGGUCUUCCAAGUUACUGCCAGUGCUCGGCAACGGGGUCAACUGCCGCCCAGACGUGAGCGUGGCCCCGCAUCAACAAGCAUCCGCAGUGAGAGAGAGCUCGAGGUGUGCGCCCACUGAGAAUUCUCCCCGGCGACGGCUCAGUCAGUCGGUGAUGUCCGGCGCGCCAGUAUUGACUGCAAUGCUCUCCUGCUCCCACUGGGCCUUUCCACCCUCCCAGGCCUCCGGCUCCAGCUGCCCCCUUUGCAUUCACAAUGGGAAAAUCUCACGGCUUUUGUGUGGGUCCCUGCGGAUUGAGCCUACUGAUGGAACUGGCUGCUGGGUGGUUCUCUUCCCCCCCCCCCCCACCCCCACCGGUUUGAUUUUCUUUUAGCGCUUCCUCUCAGUCUAACUUAUUUAUUGUGUGUCUGCAUAGCGUUAAUAAACGUAAAUCUGUCUGUCA
Hypanus sabinus (Atlantic stingray) is the source of this 6491-nucleotide messenger RNA. Its product is annotated as pleckstrin homology-like domain family A member 2. Gene Ontology annotation, molecular function: phosphatidylinositol phosphate binding. Bases 331 to 720 code for a protein of 129 amino acids. The record is from RefSeq and is a predicted model, not a curated record. The transcript has 2 exons. Lineage: Eukaryota; Metazoa; Chordata; Chondrichthyes; Myliobatiformes; Dasyatidae. Gene Ontology annotation, biological process: positive regulation of apoptotic process.